AUGGCAGGGGUUGCCACUGGGAGUGGCAGGGAAAUAAGGUGGGAAGGGGCUGACAUUGGUAGCGCUCGAAGACAAGAUGAGCAACGUGAGAUGGAGAAAAAGUUAUUCGAUGAUGUAAUGCACGGCAAGUGGGAAGAAGUAGCAUAUAUCUACAAGAAUGAAUCUGCCCCGACGAAAAUCAACCCUGCCGGGGACACCAUUCUGCACCUUGCCAUCCUCAUGGGCAAUCAAGAUGGUGUGAUCAAGCUCAUGAAACUCAUGGAGAAGCAGGUCAAAGGAAUAAUGGAGAACAUUCUACAAAUGAAGAAUGAUUGGGGUAACACGCCGCUCCACCAAGCGGCAUUCGUGGGGAUGGAUAAUGUGUGCUCGUUCAUUGCCCAGCACUACCACACGCAGGAGGUGCUGCAGCCCCGCAACAAGCAGGGCGAGACGCCACUGCAUGUGGCGGUGCUCCAAGGCCAUAAGAAGGCCUUCCUCGCACUUGAGCCGGUCAUUGGAACAUGCCGGCGUGGCGUGGAUCGGAAGGAUGGUGGCAACACCAUCCUCCAUAGUGCCAUUUUCAGAGAACAUUUUGGUGAGUGA
Molecule: messenger RNA, 582 nt
Organism: Elaeis guineensis (African oil palm)
Lineage: Eukaryota; Viridiplantae; Streptophyta; Magnoliopsida; Arecales; Arecaceae
Molecular function (GO): protein binding
Source: RefSeq, a predicted model, not a curated record